This is a messenger RNA of Penaeus chinensis, 645 nucleotides long. Its product is annotated as facilitated trehalose transporter Tret1-like. Gene Ontology annotation, biological process: transmembrane transport. NCBI's taxonomy places the organism in Eukaryota, Metazoa, Arthropoda, Malacostraca, Decapoda, Penaeidae. The transcript has 3 exons. Gene Ontology annotation, molecular function: myo-inositol:proton symporter activity. The record is from RefSeq and is a predicted model, not a curated record. The coding region runs from base 24 to 554 and encodes 176 amino acids. Gene Ontology annotation, cellular component: membrane.
UGACCAUUUUCGCUUCGUUUCUCAUGGACAAAAUCGGGCGACGGAAGAGUCUGUUUCUGUCUUUCGUGUCGAUGAUUCCUUUCCUGGUCGUCAUGGCGCUGUACGUCGGGAUAACGGGAGACGGGGAGGAGAAUGGAGGAAGAGGAAGGCCGGCGUUCCACCCCCUGGCGUGGGCGAGGCAGGGGUUGACAGGGGCAGACGAGUACCAGGUAGGGGAUGAUUGGGCGCGGGCAGGAGACGCCGAACCCAGCCCCUAUGGGUGGGUGCCCCUGGUGGCUAUGAUGCUGUUCCUGGUCGGGUCGUGUUUUGGCGUGAAUCCCGUGCCUUAUAUUCUGGCCAAUGAGUAUUUCCCUACGGGGAUUCGGUCCCAGGCUAGCAGUGUUUGCAUAUCUAUCAGUACAAUAAUGAACUUUGUGGCGUUGCAAGUGUACACUCCAAUGCAAGACGGUCUCACACAGGCAGGAUUGUAUGCCUUCUACGCCGCUGUUUGUGCGAUCGGAAUCCCUUAUACUUAUUUCUUCAUAAGGGAAACGAAAGGAAUGCAGAUAGGGUAGAGGAUCGAGGACCUUUCGUUGGCUAUAGACAGUGGAUGGUUUGAUGGUGUUUUUUUUUUUUUAGAGUUAUGGUGAUCGAAAUUAUUAUUUA